Molecule: messenger RNA, 1944 nt
Organism: Adineta ricciae
Lineage: Eukaryota; Metazoa; Rotifera; Eurotatoria; Adinetida; Adinetidae
Source: the annotation of a GenBank genome assembly
AUGAUCCUCCGAUCUGUUCGGUAUGCCUCUUCGACAAGUAAAACAGCACAAAAACCUCUGGUUGACGAUUAUACUUACUGUAUAAACAGUGUACGAAAAAGUGAUCAUGAAAACUUCCUAUGUACAGGAUUACUACGACCAACGAUUCUACAGCGACCAGCCAUGGCUAUUCGAGCAUUGAAUGUUGAACUUGCAUCUGUACGCGAUCAAGUCUCGAACACAAAUAUUGGACAAAUGCGACUUCAGUUUUGGCACGAUACAAUCGACGCUUCGACAAACAAAACCGAUAAUCGAAAGAUUAACCAUCCUGUUGCACGAGAAAUCGAUCUUGUUCUUCGACUCUAUCAACUAUCGAAGUUAUGGUUUCAUCGGCUGAUCAAAAGUCGACAAAUCACAUUGCAUGAUAUGCCAUUUGCAGACAUCGAACAGCUAGAAAGCUAUUUAGAACAAUCGAUUACUCCAACUUAUUAUCUCCUUCUAGAAUUAGCCAAACAACGAUCACUAAACGCUGAUCAUAUUGCGUCGCACCUCGGCCGUUCUCAAGGUUUGAUUAAUAUUGUUCGUGGUGUACCGUACAAUGCUCAAAAACGUCGCUGUUUCAUCCCUCUUUCAUACCUUGUUGAACAGAACCUUUCUCAACAAGAUGUCAUCAACGGAGACUUCACUAAUGAGAAGUUUCGUCAGAUUAUCUAUCAGCUAUGCAAUCGGUCUUGUUUUCAUUUGCGCAAAUCCGUAGAAUUGUUUGAACAAGAUAAACACUUUCAAAAAUUCAAUCUUUUAUCAUCAACAAACAAUUCGCAUCGUAGUUUAUUCUUACCAAUUAUUGUUGUAUAUGAUUAUCUAAAACGUAUCAAAACAGCCGACUUUGAUCUAACGAAUAAAAUUAUCAUGUUCGGUAGCAUAGCUACUCCGGCUGCUCAGAAAGAUGUGGAAGUACCUCAACCACCCGACGAUGCAAUUUCCUGCUUGAAGUUCUCUCCAGCCUCGGUUCCUCAAACAUAUUUGAUUGCCAGUUCAUGGGCCAACGAUAUUCGCUGUUGGGAGAUUCAAUCCAAUGGCCAGACAGUCGCAAAAGCAAUGCAGAAACAUGACGCGCCCAUCCUCAGCUGUUGCUGGUCGGAGGACGGCUCAAAAGUAUUUACAGCGAGUUGUGAUAAAACAGCGAAAAUGUGGGAUUUACAAGCGAAUACGUUCGUUCAAAUUGCGGCACAUGAUCAACCCAUACGAACCAUACAUUAUAUUCAGCGACCUUCAUAUUCAUGUGUUAUGACCGGUAGUUGGGAUCGGACUGUGAAGUUUUGGGAUAUGCGUCAACCAACACCAUUAAAACAAUUAACAUUGCCUGAACGUAUCUAUGCUGCUGAUGUUUUUGGUCCCAUGGCUGUUAUAACUACAGCUGAUCGUGCCAUUCAAAUCUAUUCACUCGAUCAAGGUCCAACUGAGUACAAAAAAAUGGAAUCAUUACUUAAAUAUCAGCAUCGUUGUGUCUCGAUUUUCACCGAUAAAUCUCGCAAUCCAACAGGAUUUGCUGUGGGUUCGAUCGAAGGCCGUGUGGCCAUCAUGUACGUCGAAGCAGCUAAUCCUAGCGCCGAUAACUUUACAUUCAAAUGUCAUCGUUCAACGCCAACAGCACCUGUGAACACUCAAGACAUCUUUUCAGUUAAUGACAUUGCUUUCCAUCCUGUUCAUGGAACAUUAGCAACGGUUGGUAGCGAUGGUCGGUACAGUUUUUGGGACAAAGACGACCGUACGAAAUUGAAAACAAGUGAUGCGAUUAACGAUCAGCCAAUCACAUGUUGUGCUUUCGAUGCACGUGGUCAAUUAUUCGCCUACGCGAGUUCAUACGAUUGGCAUAAGGGACAUGAAGGAAACGUUCAAACGAAGAAAAAUGCCAUUCUCUUAAGACAAUGUUUCGAAGAAAUGAAACCCAAGCCCAAAAAAUAG